UUAAGUAACAAAACAUUUCAAUCUGCAUACUAGUCACUUCGCAGUUGUUGUUAGAAAUGUGGCAAAUAUUUUUAUUUGCGCUCCUAAUAGUCACCGCUGACUGCGCCCUCGAUAGGCCACUAUGUCCUGACGGUGGUGAACCGGUGUGCGGCAGUGAUGGUUAUGAAUAUAUUUAUUUCGAUAACGAAUGCAAGCUGAACGUCUAUAGUUAUAAGCAACUUUUUGCUGGGAAACCAAAACUCACAAAAGUACCGCUCGAAAAUUGUUUUUCUAAUUGCGAGGGCAUCAUUUGUCCAGCCAUUUAUCAGCCCGUGUGUGCAUUGCAAAUGCCUGCAGGUCCGACAAAAACGGUACCCAACAUCUGUCUGGUGAAUCAACUGAUUUGUGAAACGAAACAACAAUGGAUAAUCGUAAAUUAUGGUCCUUGCGCAAAACCAGACCAAAUAACUUACGGCGCCAGUCUAGCCGCUUACUCGCCAUACGCGUCUGACUCUUUAGCUCCUCCCAGCUACCAACCUGCUCCUGCCCCAGCGCCUUAUACCCAACCUGAUCUCGCCUACCAACCUUCUACGAGUUACUCAACACCAGAAACUUAUGUUGAUCCUACUCCCGCGUCUGACUAUUUACCUGCUCCCAGCUACCAAUCUUCUCCUUCUGAUUAUGGCUCUGCGCCUUCUCCUGCGCCAGCACCAGCACCGGCACCAGUUCCAGCAGCUUAUGCCAGUCCUGCUCCCGCGAACCAACCUUCUACUGGUUUUUCAAUACCAGUAACUUAUGUUGCACCCACUCCUGUGUCCGACUAUUUACCUGCUCCUAGCUACCAAUCUUCUCCUUCUGAUUAUGGAUCUGCGCCUUCUCCUGCGCCAGCACCAGCACCUGCACCAGUUCCAGCAUCUUAUGCCAGUCCUGCUCCCGCGAACCACCCUUCUACUGGUUUUUCAAUACCAGUAACUUAUGUUGCACCCACUCCUGCGUCCGACUAUUUACCUGUUCCCAGCUACCAAUCUUCUCCUUCUGAUUAUGGCUCUGCGCCUCCUCCUGCGCCAGCACCAGCUUCUUAUACCGACAACGCUCCCGCACGCAAUUAUGUACCUGCUGUCAACUACCAACCAUCUUCUGGUUAUGGACCUGCCCCUGCACCUACACCUGAACCAGCCCCAGCACCUUAUGCGGAUCCUUCUAACAACCACCAACCUUCUAUUGGUUAUUCCGCGCCAGUAAUUUAUAUUGCUCCUAUUCCCAGCUACCAACCUGCUCCUGGUUAUGAACCUACGACAGCACCUGCACCAAUUCCUACACCUUCAUCUGGUUAUUCAGGACCAAUAACUUAUGUUAAUCCUGUUCCCGCGCCUGCACCUGAACCUACUCCAGCUCCAGCUCCAGCGCCAACACCAGCACCUGCACCAGCACCAGCACCAGUACCUGCAUCGUAUGCAGAUCUUGCUCCCUCCUCUGGGUCUUUAUCUGCUUCUAACCAUCAACCUGCUUGUGGUUAUGAACCAGCCCCUGCACCUGCACCUGCACCAACCCCUGCACCUAACAAUCAACCAUCUAUUGGUUAUGAACCAGCACCAGCACCGGCACCUUCUGCUGAUCCUGCUCCUACCUCUAAGUAUCAAACUUCUUCUGACUAUGCGCCUGCGCCUGCACCUGCCCCAGCAUCGUAUGUUGAGCCUGCUCCUGCUCCAGCUCCAGCUCCUCACACUUCCUCAUCUACCGGGCAAGCUUCUGCUUCUGCUUCUGCUUCUGAAUUUUACUCAGCUUUAGAUGAAGCACCAGCUGCAUCUUACGACUCAUAUGAGGAUCCCAACUCGUACGCUUAUCCAGCACCUGCACCAGCUCCUAGUCCCUCUCCUUACCCCGUGCCGUAUGUAACACCAGAUCGAAUCAUGGUCUCGCAUUACUCUACUGGCCAAAUUGCAUCUCCUUUUGGCUUCGAAGCUCCUGCUGCAGCUCCAACACCUGCAUUAUAUUCUUACUCAACGCCAGCUUCCUACAGACCUAAAAAUAUAUACGCAGCACGGGUCCCAAAUACUUACUCAGCCCUUAAUGAAAUGCCCUCAUCAGAACCAUACCAAUAUCCAUUAACGACUGUCAUACCCUCGGCGCCUCAAAUCAAAGACUUACUCAAUUAUCUAUUUAAAUCGCCACCGUCCGAAGAGAAUGUGCCACACCUAGCCGCUUUAAUUGCGAAGUGGAUGGAAUACAGUCCGCAGCAGCCACAGUUACCAGCAUGGCCCACUGAAAUGUCUGAAUCGCAAUCCAUACCUUUUUACUAUCAGCCGACUUAUACUUUUAUCGAGUACCACGGCUCGAAAAAGCCACGCGCAUACACGUACAAAUAAUUUCUAAAAAUUUCACUGAAAUUUUAAUUUAAUUAAGUAUGUGAAUGUUGUGUGUGAUUGUGUACCUGUAACUUUUAAGAAUCCCCGACCCAUUGAAAUUGUAUAUUAGUAUGUAAUUAUAUAAAUAAAUUAAAAGUAAAUAUGAAUAAAUUUUGCAUCGAAAACGAA
Messenger RNA from Anastrepha obliqua, 2513 nucleotides. RefSeq names its product cell surface glycoprotein 1-like. The record is from RefSeq and is a predicted model, not a curated record. NCBI's taxonomy places the organism in Eukaryota, Metazoa, Arthropoda, Insecta, Diptera, Tephritidae. The transcript has 3 exons. Gene Ontology annotation, molecular function: protein binding. Bases 57 to 2345 code for a protein of 762 amino acids.